Molecule: messenger RNA, 1363 nt
Organism: Leptidea sinapis
Lineage: Eukaryota; Metazoa; Arthropoda; Insecta; Lepidoptera; Pieridae
Product: macrophage mannose receptor 1-like
Exons: 4
Coding region: 357-1280 (307 amino acids)
Molecular function (GO): signaling receptor activity
Source: RefSeq, a predicted model, not a curated record
UGACUUUCAAUAAGUGAUGUCACAUCCUAUUUUGGAUACAAAUAUUUGAAUUUGAAUAUGUUUUAGAUAUAAGAUUAAUUCCUAUAAUUCCUUUAGAUUUGUUUUUGAUGUCAUUUCUAAUACGCAAUAAGCGAUGUAAGAAAAUCUCAUCAUCAUCAUCAGCCGGAAGACGUCCACUGCUGGUUAAAGGCCUCAACCAAAGAUUUCCCUGACGAUCGGUCAUGCGCUGCCCUUAUCCAACGUAUUCUGGCGAUCUUGGCCAGAUCGUCGGUACAUCUUGAAAAAAUAAGAAAAUCUCAUGUUGGAUUAAAAAUAUAAAUACUCCAAAAUAACUUUGAUUAGCACAGAAAUUCCGUAUGGACUACAUGUGGGCACAAUCAUUCAAGACAUUUUACCGCCUUCACGACCUGGCAACUAAUUGGGAAGAAGCGCGACAAAUAUGUGAAGGUGAGGGAACCAACCUUCUCAUACCGGGGACUCUGGAUGAAAUUGAGAAUCUUAAAUUGCUAAUGAGCAACAUGAAAGCUCACUACACUGCGAUUUUUGUUGGAAUUCAUGACAGAUUUGCUGACGGCCAUUACGUUACAGUAAAAGGCGAGCCCAUUACUGGAACAAUAUUGGAGCUAUUGUGGGCUGAAGGUCGACCAGACCAUCUUAACAACAGUGAGCAUUGCGUAGUGAUGACCAGGGAAGGCUUAUUUGAUGACCGCCCUUGCACUGACAUCCAUCCGUUUGUCUGUAAAAUAUUGGGCAACGACACCAAAUACAAUCAGCCUUGUAAAAACUUCGAUAUGGGUUACACUCGUCAUCAAAAAAUAAAUAACAAAUGUUUUAAAUUCCACUCGGAACCAUUGUCUUGGCACGAUGCGUAUUUGGCGUGCCGUUUGGAAGAAGGUAGAUUGGCUAUUGUCAACUCUGCUAAGGAAGCUAGCGUUUUUGUAAGCUUUCUUGGAGAUCAUCUUAACAGUAACACUCCAGACCCAAAUAUUUUGUAUAUAGGAUUCAGUGAUUUAAUGUUUCCAUAUCAAUAUAGAACAAUCAUAGGUGAAACUCUCGAAGCUGCUGGAUAUGCCUCAUGGAAUCCACUACAAGCUAACAACAUACCCGAUAAGCAACAACGUUGUGGAGUAAUAUCUAGGACAGGCUUUUUAGAAGUUACGAACUGUGAGAAACCUGCAAUGUUUCUAUGUGAAAGGGUUAUCAAUGGAGCCAAACCAAACACAAAGCCUACAGAAAUCAUUAAGACAACGACAGAACUGAAUAGUGAACAAGAAGUGUAAACUCCAGAUGAACAAUUUAUUUGUGUGUACACACACAGCUUGUCUAUAGAGAAAAAUAUAAAGCCCUGAAAUUAUAAAACUGC